Molecule: messenger RNA, 1623 nt
Organism: Colletotrichum orchidophilum
Lineage: Eukaryota; Fungi; Ascomycota; Sordariomycetes; Glomerellales; Glomerellaceae
Product: C6 zinc finger protein
Exons: 2
Coding region: 1-1623 (540 amino acids)
Biological process (GO): regulation of DNA-templated transcription
Molecular function (GO): DNA-binding transcription factor activity, RNA polymerase II-specific; zinc ion binding
Source: RefSeq, a predicted model, not a curated record
AUGGCAGAGACUGUCCAGUCGAAGCCGAUUACGUUGGACGCUCCAGCUUCGGCGCCAAAGAUUCUGAGCUUUCCGCUCAACGACAGGCCCAAGACAAACCGGAGACAAACUCCGAAGUCUCGGACAGGCUGCAUCACAUGCAAAAAACGGCGCGUGCGCUGCGACGAGGGGAAGCCAUCGUGUCUGAACUGCAGUAAAUCAAAACGUAGUUGCGAGGGAUACGCCCCCAAAACCAAGGGAAUUGAUGGCAGACUACAGGAAUACCGCCCACUCCUGAUUCGGCCCAACUACGAGACAUACAUGUUCACCGCGCAACUAGAGAAGGACCACUUCGAGUAUUGGAUGACAUUUAGCAAGCAAUUCACCCUGUUCCCGUCGGACCUUGUCACUCAGCUCAUCCCCCAAAUCGCCCGCGAAGAGCCCGCUAUCAAACACGCAGCGUUCGCCAUCGGCGCUGCCACUUUGGGAAGUGAUAGUCGUCGACAGCGGACUGUUGGUUCUGGGCCUUUCAUGAAAGAUGCUUUGCAGCAUUACGGAAGAGCCAUCCACAUCAUCCGAUCCAGCGCGUCAUCAAAAAGAAGCAUUCCCCGUGCUCUGCUCUCCUGCAUUCUAUUCGUUACAUUCGAGUCUAUACAGGGCAAUCAUCUAGCCGCACUGACUCACAUCAACCACGGCUGCACUAUGCUCGAUCAGGUCAUGAAGCAAGGCGUCAGUGGAGAGUGCCCACCAAAGCUAAUUGACGAGGUUAUUUCGGGUUUCCAGCGCUUUACCUUGUCGUCGUGGACGAUGAACGGAUAUCAUCCGCCCGAGACCGAAGCUUGGGUGCCUUGGUGCUGCCGUGGAAAGCGAAGCCGAUAUGCAGUCGACGAGCUGCCGAAGAGUUUCGCGACACUCUCAGAGGCUCACCGUUGGUGGGAGAUUAUUCAGCACUUCAUCAUUUAUCAAACGAAGAUGCACUCGGCAUUACAUUUAGAGGAUCUAAGGACUCCUACAAAUCUAACCAAGAUACCUAAAUGUCAGGUUAAGAGAUACAUGGGCAUUCUCGACCGGUGGCGCGCCCGGUUCCAGUUGUUGACGUCAGAAUCUUCGCCCGAAGCAGUGGACAACGAACAAGCACGACUACAAAUGUUGAGCCUCCAAUUGCUACACAAGUCACUCGUCAUAUCUGUCAAAAGCUCUCAGUUUACGAACAAAGAAGUCCUUCUAGAAUCAACAGAGGAGUUCAGUGAGAUCCUCGCCAUGAGUAGGAUGGUCCUCGAGGGACAACUCGGCAUGGACCAAACCAGAGAGGUUUUCACAAUGGAUUCCAGUCCGAGCUGGGCGAUCCUUUGUGCAAGCAUAUAUUGCGUUGAUGCAGAUGUUAGAAAUGAAGCGCAUUGUUUGCUGAGGGACUUUCCCCGCCGAGAUGGAAUUUGGGACACGAGGCUCUUCGCGGCGAUAUCAAAGACGAGCCAGGACCUCCGUGCAGAGAACGAUUGGAGUAUUGAUGAUCAUUUUGGUGCGGUGCUGGUCAACAAAGAGAUUGUUCUACACCAGGACGAAGUGUGCAGGAGGAAAUAUAAGCUAGCAGAUGGCAAAUGGCGUAUUGUGGAGGAGCAGCGGAUACCAGUCGCUUUGGAAUGA